Messenger RNA from Frieseomelitta varia, 519 nucleotides. It is a transcript of the gene UQCR-11, whose product is annotated as cytochrome b-c1 complex subunit 6, mitochondrial-like. The transcript has 2 exons. The coding region runs from base 144 to 410 and encodes 88 amino acids. The record is from RefSeq and is a predicted model, not a curated record. Gene Ontology annotation, biological process: mitochondrial electron transport, ubiquinol to cytochrome c. NCBI's taxonomy places the organism in Eukaryota, Metazoa, Arthropoda, Insecta, Hymenoptera, Apidae.
UCAUUAAGCAUAGUUCAUCUGUAAGACAUGCGAUUCGGGCCAAUAUUUUCUAUCUGUUAAAUGCUAUAUAACAAACUGGAAAAUUCGCGCAUGUUCAAAGUUAAUUCACUACAGCCGUGAAAUACAAUUUACCUUUGAAAAAUAUGUCUUUCUUACAAAACUUUCUUCAACGUUACACGCCGACUGUAAAAGCAGAAGAAGAGGAAGAAGAAUUGAUUGAUCCUCAAACAGUACUUCGUGACAAAUGUUCAACACAGAAAUGUGCUGCUUUGCAAGAGAAACUGGAUACCUGUAACCAACGUGUAAAUUCAAGAAGUAAAACGGAAGAAACUUGUAUGGAAGAAUUACUUGAUUAUGUAGAGUGUGUAGACCAUUGCGUAGCAAAAACACUUUUCAAUAAGCUAAAAUAAGAUUAUUAUUUACAAAUGUAUGAUCUUUAUUAUAAAAAUGUUACAAAUUAAUUCAACGCAUUGUAGUUAAAUAAGUAAUGCUAGGAAUAAAUGCUAAUAUAUCAAUAAA